AUGGGCAUCUUCAAGAGACUUUUCGGUGGAUUCGGGGUCAAGAAGAAGGUCCGGAUUGUAGUGGUCGGACUUGACAACAGCGGCAAAACCACUGUCCUCAAUGCGUUGAAGCCCAAGAAGGCCACGUUGGAAACGGUGCCAACCGUGGGUUUCAACACGGAGGAGUUUCAGAAGCAUGGCGUUAACUUUUCUGCGCUAGACAUGUCUGGACAGAGUCGAUAUCGAAAUCUGUGGGAACAUUACUAUGGUGAGGUGGAGGGCAUCAUUGUGGUUAUCGAUUCCACGGACAAACUGCGUUUCGCCGUCGUCAAGGAUGAGCUGGAAACCAUGCUCGCAGACCCUAGAAUAGCUGAGAAGAAGAUGCCCAUCUUGUUCCUCAACAACAAGGUUGAUCAGCCCGCAGCCUCGCCACCGCAGGAGACAAUGCAGGCACUAGGCCUCGACCGCAUCACCGACAGGCCGUGGCAACUCUUUUCCUGUGACGCCCUCAAAGGCGAUGGGGUUGAGGAGGCAAUAAAGUGGCUAGCGGAAAACAUGACCAAGUGA
Messenger RNA from Symbiodinium sp. CCMP2592, 546 nucleotides. The record is from the annotation of a GenBank genome assembly. Lineage: Eukaryota; Dinophyceae; Suessiales; Symbiodiniaceae.